AUGCUCACGGUCCCUCCUCCCCAGCCCCGGCGCCGCCCAGCCGUUCUCGCCGUCGCCGCCCUGGCUUGUUUGUUUCUCGCGGGCGGCGCCCUCACCCCUUCGCGUGCGGCGGCGGAGGACGACGGGACCGCAGCCGACGAGAACGCGGCGGCAGGGAAAGCGGCAAUCACUGCCUUCUAUCAGAUUGUGGAUACGCUUCAGAAAACUCAGACCGCCCAGAACGCCUACUACGGCCAAGUCGGGGCGGCGUACAAGGCAAAGUCAAACGGAGAGUCAUCCGGUCCCUCCGGCCUAGAUCGCGCCGGCACCGACGCCGCAAUCGGCGAAGUCGGCUCUCUGCAGGACCCCGUCCAGAACAACAUGCUCGACGCCGGGUCGGCAUUCGUCACAGGCGACGUGAAGAACCAGACCGAGAUCGACGCGCUGAUGGCGAAGGACGGCGCCAAGCACAAGACGGCCGCCGCGAUGCAAUCGAGCGCCCUGCUCAUGUCCGUCCUCGGCCAGGCGGGUAAGGCCUUCGGCGCUGCCGCGAGCGCCAACGCCAAGCACGCCUUCAAGAGCAAGCCGGCGGUGGACGAGGGGGACGAGCGCCUGUGAGCGCUCGCGGCACUGGCGCCGCCCCGACACCCUUUGCAGUAGGGCCCCGGCUAGGUAGUGCCGCACGGGCAGGCUCCGGCAUGUGCAUUGUGCAGCCUACCGAGACAUGUGCAUGUGCGUGCACAUGCGCAUGUUGUAUGUGUGUCCCUGGUGCCCUAGCGCGCUAGCUCGUGCCUCGUUCCGUGUGCAGCGUGCUCUCGAUCCGUGCAGCGUGCUCCCGAUCCGAGCGAGCGAGCGAGCGAGGCCGAGGGGGUGCAGCGGCCGGCGCCAGCUUUAUGUUUAUCUUUGCUGGAGAUCCUUCCCCA
Emiliania huxleyi CCMP1516 is the source of this 902-nucleotide messenger RNA. RefSeq lists its product as hypothetical. The record is from RefSeq and is a predicted model, not a curated record. Bases 1 to 597 code for a protein of 198 amino acids. NCBI's taxonomy places the organism in Eukaryota, Haptophyta, Isochrysidales, Noelaerhabdaceae. The transcript has 3 exons.